AUGAAGUUUUUAUUUAAACUCCAGAUUUUUAACUCAAUUUGGACCCUGAAGUCACCUUGUAGAUUCUUCAGUUUAUGUUGCCGAGGAUUUGCCUCUCAAAAUAUCUCUGGCUAUGAAUCCCCGAGCCUCUAUAAAGAUUUGCCAGAGCACUUUAAUUUUGCAAGUGAUGUUUUGGACAAGUGGAGUCAAAUGGAAAAGAAUGGAGAGAGAGCCUCCUCCAUCCCAGCCCUCUGGUGGGUAGGUGAUCAAGGCAAUGAGGUAAGGUGGAGUUUUGAGGAGCUGGGAUUUCUAUCCAGGAAAGCAGCCAAUGUACUCUCUGAUGCAUGUGGUCUGAAAAAGGGAGACAGAGUUAUAGUGAUGCUACCCCGGAUACCAGAAUGGUGGUCGAUAACAGUGGGCUGCAUAAGAACAGGAAUUAUCUAUAUUCCAGCAACAACCCAGCUGACAGCUAAUGACAUUUUCUAUAGACUCCAGGCUUCUAAGGCCAAAUGCAUCAUCACCAAUGAUACACUGGCACCUGUAGUGGACUCAGUUGUGUCCAAGUGCCAGUUUCUAAAAAUCAGGCUAAUGGUAUCUGAAGGCAGCAGGAAUGGCUGGCUGGACUUCAAAGAACUCCUCAAAGCUGCAAGUGGUAAUCAUAACCCUGUUAAGACAAAGAGUCAAGAAGCAAUGACUAUCUACUUUACCAGUGGAACCACAGGUUACCCCAAAAUGGUGGAACAUUCUCACAGUAGUUUUGGUAUUGGAAUGACCUCGACUGGAAGGUUUUGGUUGGAUUUGAAUCCCUCUGACAUGUUGUGGGGCCUGUCUGACCCAGGCUGGGUAAAAUUUGCCUUUAGCUGUUUCUUUUCUCCAUGGAUUCAGGGAGCAUGUAUCUUUAUACACAGCAUGCUGCAGUUUGAGGCAACAACCGUCCUGAAUUGUCUGUCCAGAUUUCCUAUAACCUCUCUCUGUGGUACACCAACUGUUUAUCGCAUGCUGGCGCAGCAUGAUCUUACCAGCUACACGUUCAAGAGCCUGAAGCACUGCCUAAGUGGAGGUGAGCCACUCAACCCUGAAGUGAUGGAGAAAUGGAAAAGCAAAACAGGGAUGGAUAUCUAUGAAGGAUACGCCCAGACUGAAACAGUUUUGAUAUGUUCAGUUUGCAAAGGCAUGAAAAUUAAACCUGGUGCUAUGGGAAAGGCAUCUCCACCUUAUGAUGUUCAGGUAAUAGAUGAAAAUGCUAAUAUUCUGCCUCCUGGGAAAGAAGGAGAUAUUGCCAUCAGAAUCAAACCAACAAGGCCAUUUUGUCUUUUCUCUCGCUAUGUGGAUGAUCCAGAGAAAACUGCUGCAUCAGAACGUGGGGAUUUUUAUAUCACAGGAGACAGGGGCAUUGUGGAUGAGGAUGGAUACUUCUGGUUUGUUGGAAGAGCUGAUGAUGUCAUUUUAUCUUCUGGGUAUCGUAUUGGACCUUUUGAAGUAGAAAAUGCCUUGAUGGAGCACCCGGCAGUAGCAGAAGCAGCUGUUGUCAGCAGCCCAGAUCCCAUCAGAGGAGAGGUGGUGAAAGCCUUUGUUAUUCUGUCUCCUGACUUUGCGUCACAUGAUCCAGAAAAAUUAAUUAAGGAGCUGCAAGAGCAUGUCAAAAAAAUGACUGCACCAUACAAGUAUCCCAGAAAGGUGGAAUUUGUUCAACAGCUACCAAAGACAAUCUCUGGGAAAAUCCGAAGGAAGGAAUUAAGGAAGAAAGAGUGGGGGAGAAUUUAGCUUUGUUGUAGAGUUAAGAGCAUACAUUUUCAUUUCUGCCAUAAUCAUUCAUUGCUUCUUCAGGCUAUGGCCUGUUCCCUGUUGAUGUCAGAAGGAGCUAUAUAGUAUUUGUGAUGAAGAAUAGACAUUGUCACUGUUUGCUGUAAUUUGCAAUGUUCUGGGGUCUUGGGAUGGUUGUGAAACGCAGUGGACUUGAUUCUCCUUCCUUUUACACUGAUGUAAAUCAAGAGAAACUUCUUGAAGGCAAUACUGUGAGAGG
This is a messenger RNA of Chelonoidis abingdonii (Abingdon island giant tortoise), 2002 nucleotides long. Its product is annotated as acyl-coenzyme A synthetase ACSM3, mitochondrial-like. Gene Ontology annotation, cellular component: mitochondrial matrix. Gene Ontology annotation, biological process: acyl-CoA metabolic process; fatty acid biosynthetic process. The record is from RefSeq and is a predicted model, not a curated record. Gene Ontology annotation, molecular function: fatty-acyl-CoA synthase activity; fatty acid ligase activity. Lineage: Eukaryota; Metazoa; Chordata; Testudines; Testudinidae.